Messenger RNA from Gracilinanus agilis (Agile Gracile Mouse Opossum), 786 nucleotides. RefSeq names its product ADP ribosylation factor like GTPase 9 (gene ARL9). The transcript is spliced from 4 exons. The record is from RefSeq and is a predicted model, not a curated record. Bases 1 to 786 code for a protein of 261 amino acids. Gene Ontology annotation, molecular function: GTPase activity; GTP binding. Lineage: Eukaryota; Metazoa; Chordata; Mammalia; Didelphimorphia; Didelphidae.
AUGGCCGGCCGUGGCGUGAGGAUGGUGGGGCUGGCGGCCGCGGCAGCCGCGAUGACAGCAGGGGUGCUCUAUGCCGUGUGGAGCUACGUGUCCUGCCCGCGCACCGCCGCCGAGUCAGAGUUGCCCCGACCACACCAGGGAGAGCCUCGGACUGCUGCUUCUCCGCAAAUGGGGAGGAAGGAGAAGAAAGAAGUGCUUGUAAUGGGGGGAAAGAAGGCCGAGGGCAGCACCUCGGUUGUUCCAUCCCAGAAGCAGUCACAGGACAAAGCCCCAAAUAAGCAAGUCCUCGUGCUGGGCUUGGAUGGAGCAGGAAAGACCAGCGUCCUUCAUACCCUCACCACCAAUAAAGUCCAGCAUAGCAUCGCUCCCACGCAGGGCUUCAAUGCCGUGUGCAUCCACAAUGGCGACGUGCAGGUGGAGUUCCUGGAGAUUGGUGGCAGUGAGCCUUUCCGUUCUUAUUGGAAGAUGUAUCUCUCCAAGGUGCUGGUGUUAAUCUUUGUGGUGGAUUCAGCAGAUCACAGAAGAUUACCUGAUGCCAAGCAGCAUCUUCAUCAAUUGAUCCAGAAAGAUCCAGCCCUUCCUCUAGUUGUUUUUGCAAAUAAACAGGAUCUUGAAGAUGCAUAUUGUAUCACGGAUAUUCAUGAGGCUUUGGGAUUAUCUGAGAUUGGAGAUGAUAGAAAGCUGUUCCUUUUUGGAACCCAUGUAACCAAGAAUGGCUCAGACAUACCUUCCAGCAUGCAGGAUGCUCGAGAACUGAUUACACAGCUGGUUUUGGAAGCGCAGUGA